AUGGUCGAUGAGGCCCAUAUCGUGUCCAUCGGAGUCAGGAGCGAGUAUCGCGGCCUCGGUCUGGGCGAGCUGCUAUUGAUCUCCGCAAUCGAGCAGGCCAUCGAAACGGAAUCGCGAGUGGUGACCCUGGAGGUGCGGGUCUCAAACCAUGUGGCCCAGAACCUGUACAAGAAGUACAGCUUUACGGAGCGGGGUGUGCGAAGAGGCUACUACUCCGACAAUAGGGAGGACGCGCUGAUCAUGACCACUGAGCCGAUCAGGCACGAUACCUACCGGGAGGAACUGAAGGGCCUUAUUACUUCCCAUGAGAAGCGGUGGGGACCGUGCCCCCGUCAGAUCGGCUGA
Messenger RNA from Geodia barretti, 345 nucleotides. The record is from the annotation of a GenBank genome assembly. Lineage: Eukaryota; Metazoa; Porifera; Demospongiae; Tetractinellida; Geodiidae.